ACAUCGAAUCGCCUCCCUGUGCUGUCGCCCAAGCGUGCUUCCGAUGGGGCUAGGGUUUCGCGCGGAUCUAGGGUUUCGCCGAUUCUGAGGGCUUCGCGGGUCGAAUUAGGAAGGGGAUUUGAUGGUACUCGUUCGGGAAAAUGCAAGGCUAUGCAUGGGGGUGGAGGUGAGAAGAGGAAGGGGACUCGGCGCAUGUGGAAAGCCCCCUCUCGUGGCGACUCGUCUCUGAACGCCGAUGUUUCUUCUUCUUCUUCUUCCUCCUCGUCCACACUGAAGUCCUUCUGUAAGGACGGUCGGAAAAUUAUUGUUGGUGAUUGUGCUCUCUUCAAACCAUCUGAAGAUCGUCCUCCGUUUAUUGGUAUAAUUCGUUGUCUGACAAUUGGCAAAGAGAACAAACUGAAAUUGGGUGUUACUUGGCUUUAUCGAUCCAUUGAAGUGAAACUCAGCAAGGGCGUGCCGUUGGAGGCAGCUCCUAACGAAAUUUUCUACACCUUCCAUAAGGAUGAGAUUUAUGCUGAAUCGCUUCUCCAUCCUUGUAAAGUUGCAUUUCUUCCUAAGGGUGCUGAACUUCCAUCAGGUGUUUCAUCGUUUGUGUGCAGGAGGGUUUAUGACAUUGCGAACAAGUGUUUAUGGUGGUUAAAUGAUAAGGAUUAUAUUAAUGAUUGUCAAGAAGAAGUAGAUCAACUAUUAUACAGGACUUGUGUAGAAAUGCAUGCAACAGUGCAGUCAGGUGGUAGAUCUCCUAAACCAAUGAGUAGUCCAACAUCAACAUCACAGUUCAAAUCUGCUUCAGAUAGUGUUCAGAACAGUGCUUCUUCCUUUGCAUCUCAUAUUAAGGGGAGGAAAAGGGAAAGGGCAGAUCAAGGCUCUGAGCCUGUCAAGCGGGAGCGAUCAAUAAAAACUGAGGAUGGUGAUUCUGCUAAUGGUAGGCAUGAUAACAAUUUGAAGACUGAGAUUGCCAAAAUUACAGAAAAGGGAGGGCUUGUUGAUGGUGAAGGAGUUGAAAAAUUAGUGCAGCUGAUGGUUCCUGAUAGAAAUGAGAAGAAGAUAGAUUUAGCGAGCCGGUCAUUGCUUGCAGCUGUCAUUGCAGCUACGGAUAAAUUAGAUUGUCUUAGUCAGUUUGUGCAGCUGAGGGGUUUGCCUGUAUUUGAUGAGUGGCUCCAAGAGGUCCAUAAAGGGAAGAUUGGUGAUGGUAUUGGGUCCCGGGAUGGUGACAAAUCUGUAGAGGAGUUUCUCUUGGUAUUGCUUCGGGCACUUGAUAAGCUCCCAGUAAAUCUUCAGGCUUUGCAGACAUGCAACAUCGGAAAAUCUGUAAAUCAUUUGCGAACUCAUAAAAACACUGAAAUUCAGAAGAAAGCAAGAGGUUUAGUUGACACAUGGAAGAAACGUGUUGAAGCUGAAAUGAAUAUAAAGGAUGCAAAGUCUGGUUCUGGUGCCACUGUCCACUGGCCUUCCAAAUCACGUCCUUCUGAUGUUGGUCAAGGUGGGAAUAGACACUCAGGUGCUUCAUCUGAUGUUGCCAUGAAGAGUUCAGUUACACAGCUUUCCGCAUCCAAAACUGCCUCUGUGAAGAUUGUCCAAGGAGAGAAUACUACUAGAUCUGCAUUGACAUCUGCCUUUCCAGGGCCUGCUAAAUCAGUGCCAUCCCCUGCAUCUGCGACUGCAAACUUAAAAGAUGGACAGCCCCGUAUUGCUGCUGUCAGUGGAGGUUCUGAACUUCCCAUGGCAAAUGCAAGGGAAGAAAAAAGCACUAGUUCUAGUCAAUCACACAACAAUAGUCAAUCUUGUUCUAGUGACCAUGCUAAAACUGGAGGUCUUUCAGGGAAGGAGGAUGCCAGAAGCUCUACUGCAAUGAGUGCAAAUAAGAUAUCUGGAGGUUCUUCACGGCAUCGAAAAUCUAUUAAUGGAUUUUCAGGUUCAACUCCAUCUGGACGUGCAAGGGAAAGUGGAUCAAGUAGGAAUUCCACCUUGCACAAAAAUUUAACUUCAGACAAAAUAUCUCAACCUGGAUUAAUGGAAAAAGCACUUGAUGGAACUUCUCUUGAGGGGAAUACUGCCAAGCUGAUUGUUAAAAUUCCAAACCAAGGCAAGAGUCCUGCACGAAGUGCCAGUGCUGGUUCUUUUGAUGAUCCUACAAUCAUGAAUAGUCGAGCCUCAUCUCCUGUCCUUCCAGAGAAGCAUGAUCAGUUUGAUCACGGUUCAAAGGAAAAAAAUGACUUUUAUCGAGCCAAUAUUGGCUCAGAAAUUAAUACUGAAUCUUGGCAGAGUAAUGAUUUCAAAGAUGUAUUGACUGGCUCUGAUGAGGGGGAUGGAUCACCUGCUGCAGUUACUGAUAAAGAGCGCUGCCGGACUGGUGAUGAUUGUAAAAAAACAUUGGAGGUAUCAAAAGCUGCUUCCUCAUCAUCUGGAAAUGAAAAUAAAGCUGGAAAUUUGCAGGAUGCUUCUUAUAGCUCAAUAAAUGCUUUAAUUGAAGGUGUUAAGUACUCUGAAGCGGAUGAUGUGGGAAUGAAUCUUCUUGCUAGUGUGGCUACUGGAGAGAUACUGAAAUCUGAAUUGUUAACUCCAGCUGGAUCUCCAGAAAGAAAUGUUACUGCUGUUGAACAGUCAUGCACAGGCAAUGGUGUUGUUAAGUCCUCUGAAGAAAAUCUUGUCCGGGAUGAAUGCCACUCAAAUAAUGGUCUUGAAGGUGAAAAUAAAAAACAGGGUUCUGUAACAGGUGAUUUAGGGGCAAAUGAUGAAAACGAUUCUGAUUUUCGAGCAUCCGAAGGGAAAGCUUCAAGAGAGCUAAAUAAAUGUGUUGAUGCAUGUGCUAUGGAUUUGCAACAGGUCACUGAAACUGUUUUAGAAAGCAAUGGAAAAUUAAAUGAAAAACAUGUUCCUAGUUCAUUGGGUGACCUUCCUGGAAAUAAUGUUCAAGAAGCUAGAGAUGGUGACAGAAGCAAGCAGCUUCGGGAGGAUGUUGAUCAGGUUGUGAAGGCUGGUGAAGUUAUUGAUGUUAAGGUCGGCUGUGGUGUGGGAGUUGAGGCAGAAGUAACGGAAAAAUUGUCACAUAUCUCCAUUGAAGUGGAAGUACAGAGUGAUAACUGUACUGCUGAAGGAUCUCGUGGUGGUGGACCCACAGCUAAAAAGCUUCCUAGUGUUCUUAUGAAGUCUGAUUCGGCAAGAGGAAUAGAUGAGAAUGUACUCCAUUCUUCUGGUCCUAGUGUUGAUAAGGUUCCUGAAGACUUCACUGAACAGAAAUCUGAUAAAGCUGAUGAUGUUGAUGCUGAGAAUCGUGCUAGUCAGUCUAAAAAGCAAAGAAAUGAGUGUGAAAGUGAUGCCUUGACAAUGCCUGAGAAUAGAGGCUUAUGUUCUACCGUGACUGCUGUUGCUGCUGAACACGUGGAGGAGAAUUUAGAAGCUAAAGAGGUUCAUGACCAACAUGACAGAGAGGUACUCCCCAAAGACUCCCCUAGUGGCCCAUCACAAGAAAUGGAUAAGCAUAUUGAUCCUAAAGGUUCAAAAUUGACUGCCAUGGAAGAUCAAGAGGCUGAGGAGUGCACCUCUACCACUGCAGAUGCUUCUUCCGUGUCUGCUGGACCUGUGUCAGAUGCAGAUGCAAAGGUUGGAUUUGAUCUAAAUGAAAGACUCAAUGCAGAUGAUGUAAAAUGUGGUGAGUUCAACAGCAUUCCCACAUCUGGAUCUGGGCCUGCUGGCCGAUUGAUCAGUCCAGUGCCAUUUCCUGCUUUAUCUAUGUCUUGUGGUAUUCCCGCUCCAGUUGCUGUGGCUGCUGCUGCAAAGGGGCCCUUUGUGCCUCCUGAAGAUUUAUUGAGAAGUAAAGGGGAAAUUGGUUGGAAGGGAUCAGCUGCCACUAGUGCAUUCCGGCCAGCUGAGCCCAGGAAAGUUAUGGAAAUGCCUCUUGGUACACUAACUACCUGUGUACCUGAUGCUGCAGCUGGAAAGCAGAGCCGAGCACCAUUGGAUAUUGACUUGAAUGUUGCUGAUGAAAGAAUUCUGGAUGAUAUUUCUUCUCAAGCUUGUGCUCGUCACACAGAUUCUGUGUCUCUUGCAGCCAAUGGUCAUGAUCCUGUAUGCAGUAAAAUGGCUUCACCUGUUCGCUGCUCUGGAGGGCUCGAUCUCGACUUGAACCAAGUGGACGAAGCUUCUGACAUUGGUCACUGCUCCACAAGCAGUAAUCACAAAAUUGAUGUGCCAAUUAUGCAGGUGAAGUCAUCAUUAGGUGGUCCACCAAAUAGAGAGGGGAAUGUCCACAGGGACUUUGAUUUGAACAAUGGACCUUCAGUCGAUGAAAUCACCACCGAAUCCCCAUUAUUCUCUCAGCAUGCCAGGAGCAGUGUGCCAUCUCAACCACCUGUUUCUGGACUUCGGGCGAGUACUACUGAGCCAAGCAACUUCUCUUCCUGGCUUCCUUCCAGUGGAAACACUUAUUCUGCUGUCACAAUAUCUUCAAUUAUGCCUGAUAGAGGGGACCAGCCCUUUUCAAUUGUUGCCCCAAAUGGGCCACACAGGUUGUUGACUCCUGCUGCUGGUGGCAACCCAUUUGGACCUGAUAUUUAUAGGGGCCCAGUAUUGUCAUCAUCUCCUGCGGUGUCAUAUGCAUCUGCUCCAUUUGAAUAUCCCGUCUUCCCUUUUAAUUCCAGCUUUCCUCUUCCAUCAGCAUCUUUUUCUGCUGGAUCAACUACUUAUGUAUAUCCUACAUCAGGCAACCGGCUUUGCUUCCCUGCAGUAAAUUCUCAGUUAAUGGGUCCUGCUGGCACAGUUUCACCUCAUUACCCCAGGCAUUUUGUUGUUGGGCUUUCAGAAGGUAGCAAUAGUGGUAGUGCUGAGACCAGUAGAAAAUGGGCAAGGCAGGGUUUAGAUCUUAAUGCUGGACCCGGAGGUUCAGACAUAGAGGGCAGAGAUGAGACUUCAUCUCUUCAAUCCAGGCAACUUUCUGUUGCUAGUUCCCAGGCCCUAGCUGAGGAGCAUGCAAGGAUCCAGCUGUCUGGUAGUGUUCGCAAGAGAAAGGAGCCUGAUGGUGGGUGGGAUGGCUACAACCAAUCCUCAUGGCAAUAGCAAUCUGUAAUCAUACAAUCUGAUGACCACAAAUGCUUUGAUUUGAGGAUGGACAAUGGUCAACUUGCAGAGAUCUUCAUCUAAUUUAUGCUUUUGGGAGCAUUGGGUGGUAAGUUAGCGUUUGAUUAUGUUAGUAGACUACGACCCCCAAUCCUGUAGUUUAUCAAAUGUAUUUUAAAGGAAUCUUUCUAGGUUGGUUCCGGAUCAUCAAUUUUUCCUUUGUAGAUAAGAACCCAUACUUGUUGCAUCUAUAUCUAGUGGAUCAAAACUCUCCCUUAGUCCUUCUAGUAAUGCAAGUUGGGUUGUGGAACUGCUCAAGUAGAAAUCCCCUUUUUUGUUGAGAUUCUAAAUUAAAAUCUUUUUUUUAAUUGCACAUACACACAUACAAAUAUAUAUGCUAGCUGGGUGACCAACGAAAUUUGACAUUUGAAUUUCUUCCUUUGUUGUGGUUGAUAUAAUGCUGUAUCCCAGUUUCUUUC
Cajanus cajan (pigeon pea) is the source of this 5534-nucleotide messenger RNA. RefSeq lists its product as uncharacterized. The record is from RefSeq and is a predicted model, not a curated record. Gene Ontology annotation, molecular function: chromatin binding. NCBI's taxonomy places the organism in Eukaryota, Viridiplantae, Streptophyta, Magnoliopsida, Fabales, Fabaceae. Gene Ontology annotation, cellular component: nucleus.